AUGGCUGACACAACUGCUGGGUCACAGGACUCACCGGAGGCCGAGAGUGAUUUUGAGCUUGGUGACACUUCAAAUUUUGAGCUUUCUGAGUACUUGUUGUUUGAUGAUCUCAUGGAGGAAGAUCAUUCAGCAUUCCUGGCAUCCGAGUUUGCCCAGAAUCCAAUUCACCCCGGAAAUGAAGUUGACAAACCUGGAAGCAGCAGCAGCCAACAUGAAAGACCUGCCAGCAGAAACAGUGAGAGUGGGCAGAAGAAGAAAGAAGCUAAAGAAAGGGUUGCAUUUAUUACAAAAUCUGAGAUUGAAAUCCUGGAUGAUGGGUUCAAAUGGAGGAAGUACGGAAAGAAGAUGGUGAAGAACAGCCCAAAUCCAAGGAACUAUUACAGGUGUUCAGUUGAUGGAUGCAAUGUGAAGAAGAGAGUUGAAAGAGAUAGGGAGGAUCCCAAGUAUGUGAUAACAACAUAUGAGGGCAUCCAUAACCACGAAAGCCCUUCUAAGUUCUGAAAUUUUUCUUGGGUAGCAAGUUCUUUGAGUACCCUCAAUGUGGCACAAUUACACUCAAGAUAUCAUCCAGUCAGCCUUCAGUUAUCAUUUUCGGCAGGGUUCCACCACAACCCUCUUUUUUUCAUGUUAAACCCUAAUAGGUAGCAGUCUGCAAUAGGAUCCAGCUUUGACCAUGAUGUUCACAUGUAUUGACAAGAAGAACAAAAUAUUGAAGAGUCUGUGAAUAUCAGAUCAUAGUGUUUAUAUGCAACUUUAUUGCCUAAGAAAAA
Molecule: messenger RNA, 770 nt
Organism: Vitis vinifera (wine grape)
Lineage: Eukaryota; Viridiplantae; Streptophyta; Magnoliopsida; Vitales; Vitaceae
Product: probable WRKY transcription factor 50
Exons: 3
Coding region: 1-501 (166 amino acids)
Biological process (GO): regulation of DNA-templated transcription
Molecular function (GO): DNA-binding transcription factor activity; sequence-specific DNA binding
Source: RefSeq, a predicted model, not a curated record